AUGUCUGCUAAUCGAAGGCCCGUCCUCUUCCAAGAGAGUACCAUUUCGAAGAGGCCAGCACAUCUUAAUCCGAGCAGAGUGAAAGAGUUUCACGGCCGUCUUCCAAAUUAUGCACCAACCAGACUCAUAGAUCUACCUGGCUUGGCUCGAGAACUCAACGUGAAGAAUGUACUGGUUAAAGACGAGAGUAGUCGGUUUGGUCUUCCGUCGUUCAAGAUACUGGGAGCGUCAUGGGGCACCUUCACCGCGAUACGAUCAGUAUUGAAUCUUCCGGAAGACUCUAGCCUUGAAUAUGUGUCAAAAGAGGCGGCAAAAUGCAAUUUGAAGCUUUUUGCUGCUACAGAUGGUAAUCAUGGACGAGCAGUGGCACGCAUGGCCCAACUGCUAUCAUUACAAGCAUGCGUCUAUGUCCCAUUAAACAUAGAAAACCAUGCGAAGCAGUUGAUAUGCAAUGAAGGAGCUCGAAUAAUUAUAUAUGACGGUGAUUACGACGGUGCAGUACAAGCAGCUGCGAAAGCAGCCAAGGCUACCACAAAUGGAGUUCUCAUUCAAGAUACCUCUUUCCCGGGGUAUGAGAAUAUUCCAGCUGCUAUCACACAAGGUUAUUCAACAAUAUUUGAAGAGAUUGACCACGACUUGCAACUUCUCGGACUGAGCGGCAGCGUCGUCGUAAGCCCAGUAGGCGUCGGGUCGCUAGCCCAUGCGUGUGUACAGCAUUAUAAGACAUCAAGUACAACUGAUGCGACAAAAGUUGUCACCGUGGAGCCAGACACAGCUGCUUGCUUCUACAAGAGCUUCCAAACUAAGAAUGCAGAAAAGAUAUCAACCUCAAACACCAUUAUGACUGGAAUGAACUGUGGGACGGUGUCUCAUGCCGCAUGGCAAGAUCUAAUUCACCUUGUUGACGCGAGUUUGACAGUUUCAGAUUAUGAAGUUCACCGAGCUGUUCAAUAUCUAAGGUUCCACGGUGUAUCUUCCGGCCCAUGCGGUGCCACUGGAGUGGCAGCGUUGCGACGUCUAAAUCUGGAGGACCGGGCAAAGCUUGGGCUCAAUCUUGAAUCGGUAAUUGUCCUUUUGAAUACCGAGGGCGAGCGUCCAUAUAACUUUCCCCUCGAUGUUUCAACCGAUGAUCCCGUAGAAUUGACUCGUUUACUGACCCGAAUCGAGUCAACCAAUCCUACUCUGUCGUCUUCUAAAGGUACUGGCGAAACCCAGAUAGCGAAUUUCAUUGAAGCCUGGUUACAGCACAGGGAUAUAGAAACCCGCCGUUUUGAAUCGACCCCGGGUCGUCCUUCAGUUGUUGGAAUUGCCUCAGGGCGAGGGGGAGGCUCGAACCUGAUGCUUAAUGGUCAUAUGGAUACUGUCGGCCUAUCGAGUUAUUCCUUAAGGCCAUUAAGCGGUGAUCUCGUUAUUAGAGAUGGUCGAGAAGUAAUAACCGGCAGGGGGUGCCUUGACAUGAAAUCUGGGCUGGCCGCCGCCAUGACCGCCCUCUUAAAGGCUUCCAGAUUGACUCUGAAGGGAAGCGUCAUUUUGGCCGCUGUCGCUGACGAGGAAGAUCGGUCUAAGGGUACCGAGGAGGUUCUUGCCGCCGGACUGCGUGUUGAUGGAGCUAUUGUGAUGGAAUGCACGAUGUUGCCACUCGGCGCACUCGGUACAGGGCACAAAGGGUUUUUAUGGCUGGAGAUAGAAGUGCUCGGCCAUGCCGCUCAUGGGUCAGAUACCGCAAAUGGAGUGGACGCCAUCCUCAAUACUGGUUUGUUGUUAAAGGCGUUACGCGGCUACAGCAAAACACUUCCAUCUGAUGAGUUUCUUGGGCCAGCAUCGCUCCACUGUGGGAUAAUCAAAGGGGGUCUAGAGCUUUCCACGUAUCCGGAGACCUGCAGUCUUCAAAUCGAGUUUCGCACUGUGCCUGGACAAAGCGUUGAAUCUAUAACCAUAGACAUAGAUCGCUUGUUGGCAGAAAUUGCAGAGAAAGAGCCACAGUUCAGAUUUAACAGGCCUCGCGUGGCUUUCUCUCGGCCGGCUUACAAGCUGGAUAGUGGGCACCCCUUCGAGCGCUUAGCCGUAAAAGCAGCCCAAACCGCCUGUGAGGAAAUCGUGACCCCUACAGGACUCGCAUUCUGGUGCGAUGCAGCGUUACUCGCUGCAAAUGGGAUUCCCACAGUUGUCUUUGGUCCGAUCGGCCAAGGGGCUCACGGUGCUGAGGAGUGGGUGGAUGUGGAGAGUAUUCGUAAGACCGAAAAGAUGAUUAAUUCACUGGUGGCUGAGUUUUGUGGAUAA
This is a messenger RNA of Talaromyces stipitatus ATCC 10500, 2280 nucleotides long. RefSeq names its product diaminopropionate ammonia-lyase, putative. Lineage: Eukaryota; Fungi; Ascomycota; Eurotiomycetes; Eurotiales; Trichocomaceae. Bases 1 to 2280 code for a protein of 759 amino acids. The record is from RefSeq and is a predicted model, not a curated record. The transcript has a single exon. Gene Ontology annotation, molecular function: hydrolase activity.